GUAAACAGCGCGGCAAGCUGAUCGCAAAAGCAGGGGAGCCAGUCUAGUCAAGACCCAAUUUAAUUACUGCUGACGUUGGCGACUUGGUAAAACACUGAUAGUGAAUCGCAGCGCGAUGGUUAAUAAAGAAAACGCCCGCAGUGUGGGCCAGCAGGUGAAGUGGAUCGGAAGCCAAGACGCACUGCCGCCAGUAAAGAAUCUGGAGCACAAGAACGUCUACUGCUACCAGAAGUGCAUCUAUGGUCCGCUGACUUUGUCCGUUGGCGAUUUUAUACUGGUGUCGAACGCGGAUGCUGCUGAACCGGACACAGUGAGUGGAUGCGACGUGGCACGGAUCUUGCACAUGUAUGAGCUGCGCGAGUUAACCGAUCGCGAACCCUGUCGCGCCAUCGUCCAGUGGUAUUCCUGGCCGAAAGCCAUUCCGCACAACAAAUACGACGACGACAAGGUGGCUAUAGACUUUAGCCUGGAGGUGAUCGAGGAGCAUCGCCCGUACGAUAACGACGUCGCUCUUGGUGCCAUCUACCGCAAGUGCAUCGUACUGGAAGGCACCUCUGAAAAGUCCGCGCAGGAAAUUCUCAGCCGACACUCCAACAAACUGAAGUCCACAGCCUGUCCAAUGUUUGUCAGCCGGUACAGGUUUGUCAAGGUGAAGCGGAGAUAUCGCUUAAUUCCCUUGGAAAUUCACUUGGAGCAGCCGGAGGACAAUACCCGGCCAUCUCAUUCGUCACGCAAAUCUCUAACUGCACACAGAGAAUCCAAGCGAUCAGUAUCCGCCCUCCACGAUGACAUAUCUAGCGAGAAACGACGACGUGCAUCAAUGGCAGGUGCGAAUUCCGUGGAGUUCAUCGAUGUCAACUGCUUCAGCUGCGAAAAUAAGGUGUCGCCCAUCAAGAUCGUGGGCGGACGCAGUGUAGUACGGUUGUCUGAGAAGAAAACGGCCCCGGAGAUUAAUGCCAACUAUCUUCCGGCUUCUCCCCUCACUGAAAAGAAUGCCAAGGUGGAGACGCCGAAAUCCCGGGCCUCGGCAGCCCGCCGCAACCUUAAUCUCAGCUUAGAUCGAGGAGCGGAUACCACAGCCGACUCGGACUGCCUGAAUUACUCAAUUGUUCAUCAAACUCCUGAUACCAAAACGCCCUCCAACGACAUGAAGAUCAAGUUGCGUCUGUCGGAGAGAAGGCGUUCGGUGCGUCUCGCAUCCAUGGACUCGGAUCCCUUGUCGUUAGAGGAGACCGUACAAGAACCCAAUGCCCAAGGACGAAAGCGAUUGGGCGUGGCCAGUGACGAUAUCUACCAUACCCCCACCAAGAAAUCCAAAGAGCCUUUGGGCGUUACCGAGCAAACGCCCUCGACAAGGCGUAAAAGCAUCCUGAAAUCAGCCACCAGUCGAUUGGCCGAGGGCACGCCCAGACGUAGUAUUCAUUUGUCUAACAUUGUGGAGCAGCGCGUGUUUAAGGAUGAUGAAGUAAUAUCCACUCCAAAAAGGGGGCGUUCUAAGAAAACAGCUCAAGACGGGGACGAGGACUACUCGCCAAAAAAGCCAGUCCAAAAGACGCCUACGCGAACGCGUCGUUCAAGCGCCACCACCAAAACAGCGACGACACCCAGCAAAGGGAUCACAACCGCAACUGCACCGAUGACGCCCUCCCAAAAAAUGAAGAAGAUUCGAGCUGGUGAACUUAGUCCCAGCAUGCAACAGCGCACUAACCUUUCGGUAAAGGACUCUAGCAAAUCGGAACUGCAGCUGGCACGGGAACAGCUUCACGUGUCUGUUGUGCCAAAAAGUUUGCCGUGCCGCGAACGGGAAUUUGAAAACAUUUACGCCUUUCUGGAGGGCAAGAUUCAGGACCAGUGCGGCGGCUGCAUGUAUGUGUCUGGAGUUCCGGGCACUGGCAAAACUGCCACUGUGACUGGAGUCAUACGCACCCUGCAAAGGCUGGCAAAGCAGAAUGAGCUUCCUGCCUUUGAGUACCUGGAGAUUAAUGGCAUGCGACUAACUGAACCGCGUCAAGCCUACGUGCAGAUCUACAAACAGCUCACGGGCAAGACUGUGUCCUGGGAGCAGGCACACGCUCUUCUGGAGAAACGGUUCACUACUCCGGCGCCUCGUAGAGUUACCACUGUGCUACUGGUUGAUGAGCUGGAUAUCUUGUGCAACCGGCGCCAAGAUGUGGUCUAUAAUUUGCUCGACUGGCCCACCAAGUCGGCGGCCAAGCUAGUAGUGGUCACCAUUGCCAACACCAUGGACUUGCCUGAGCGCUUGCUGAUGGGUAAAGUCACAUCUCGUCUUGGCCUAACCCGCCUUACAUUCCAACCGUACAGCCACAAGCAGCUGCAAGAGAUCGUUACCGCCCGCUUGGGAGGAUCUGAAGCAUUCAAAGGUGAGGCCGUGCAGCUAGUGGCGCGCAAGGUAGCCGCCGUUUCCGGGGACGCUCGCCGAGCUCUGGACAUCUGCCGGCGUGCUACAGAAAUUGCUGAUAUGGCUGCGGUCAAGUGCGUAACAAUGCUCCACGUACAGCAGGCAUUGGCCGAGAUGAUAGCCAGUGCCAAGGUGCAGGCCAUUAGAAACUGCUCGCGGAUGGAGCAGAUCUUCUUGCAGGCGGUAGUAGCGGAAGUUACACGCACAGGCGUCGAGGAGACGACUUUCAUGGGUGUCUACCAGCAGGUGGAGACCAUCGCCGCCUUCAUGGGCGUGACCUUUCCACCACCAGGACGCGCCCUUCGCCUAUGCUCCAAGCUGGGCGCGGAGCGACUCAUCAUUAGUGAACACUCCCGCAAUGACCUCUUUCAGAAAAUCCUGCUAAACGUCAGCGCUGAUGACAUUCACUACGCCCUCAGAGUAGCAGAGAUGGUCAACUAAAAUAAGAAUAACGAACAAGAAUUAACGAACAGAAAGCUAUUCAAGCAACUAUAACCUUAAAUUCUCAUCUGCAUUUUUAACACUCAAAUCAAGCUUGCUUGAACCGUUCGCCACGCUACACAUUUUUAUAUAAUUCAUUAUUCAUAAAACAUUGUAAUAGCUUAAGCGUUUUUAAAUUAUUUCUUUUUUAAGCGUCAAGUUUAAACAAUUUAAAGUACAAACUCGUUACUAAAAAUACCAAAUAAAACACCAGCACAGUGUAA
Molecule: messenger RNA, 3123 nt
Organism: Drosophila teissieri
Lineage: Eukaryota; Metazoa; Arthropoda; Insecta; Diptera; Drosophilidae
Gene: Orc1
Product: origin recognition complex subunit 1
Exons: 3
Coding region: 116-2860 (914 amino acids)
Biological process (GO): mitotic DNA replication checkpoint signaling; DNA replication initiation
Cellular component (GO): nuclear origin of replication recognition complex
Molecular function (GO): chromatin binding; ATP hydrolysis activity; ATP binding
Source: RefSeq, a predicted model, not a curated record